AUGACGAUGGGACUUGAGAGGAGGAAGGAAGAGAAGUGGGAGAAGAGUGGUGAUCAGUCGGCGAAGCAGCAGAGGGGAUGCAAGAAGGUGGAUGAGGAUAAGAAAGAAAGUACUGGUGUGGAAUUUUCUUUAUUUUCUUUUUAUUAUUAUUAUUUUAACGGUGGUGACGGAGGCUGCCACUAG
Cryphonectria parasitica EP155 is the source of this 183-nucleotide messenger RNA. RefSeq lists its product as uncharacterized. The transcript has a single exon. Bases 1 to 183 code for a protein of 60 amino acids. Lineage: Eukaryota; Fungi; Ascomycota; Sordariomycetes; Diaporthales; Cryphonectriaceae. The record is from RefSeq and is a predicted model, not a curated record.